Tarenaya hassleriana is the source of this 3213-nucleotide messenger RNA. RefSeq names its product serine/threonine-protein kinase/endoribonuclease IRE1a. Gene Ontology annotation, biological process: IRE1-mediated unfolded protein response; intrinsic apoptotic signaling pathway in response to endoplasmic reticulum stress; protein phosphorylation. NCBI's taxonomy places the organism in Eukaryota, Viridiplantae, Streptophyta, Magnoliopsida, Brassicales, Cleomaceae. Gene Ontology annotation, cellular component: IRE1-TRAF2-ASK1 complex. The record is from RefSeq and is a predicted model, not a curated record. The transcript is spliced from 7 exons. The coding region runs from base 282 to 2990 and encodes 902 amino acids. Gene Ontology annotation, molecular function: RNA endonuclease activity; protein serine/threonine kinase activity; ATP binding.
GUUAAACGGCUCGGCUCGUACACGACGUCGAACAGUGGCGGAGAAGAGAAAACUCAAAUGGUGAGGAGAUCCUAAAACCGCAGGCUCGGGACGAAGCUUCGUAUAUUUCAUCUUCCCUUCCAAGUUUUGACUUCACGAACAGGAAAACUUCCAAAAACCUAGCUUAAUCGCCACCUCCACCGAUCGAUUCCUAUGCCCGAUUCUUAAAUAUCUUCUUCGAUCGUGUUCGCAUCGUUCACUGCUGAUCUUUCCCGACGUACCCAUAUCCGUUUCACUUUGGAAUGCUACGGAUGAUGAGAUGCUGCUUCCUCAGCCGUCUCUUCUUGUUGCUUCUGCUGCUACUGUCACCGUCGACAUGUACUUGCGGCGGCGGCGGUGGGACGUUGCGGAUCUCGUCGCCGGAUUUUCGCAACGAGCAGCAGCGAGUCUCCGCGAGCCGACCCACAGGCAGAUCGCUCUUGCACUAUCCAGAGCUGGUUGAGCCGAACACGGAGUUCGUCGUUGAUCGUGAUGGGAAAGUUUCCUUGAUGCAUCAAUCGGGGAAUGUAAUCUGGUCCUUUGGAUCAGGACGGCCGAUUCAAUCUUCUUAUGUGGCUCCUUUGACUGCGGAAAACAACAGAGACAAUGCUCCCGAGAUUGGUAGCAGUUUCGUAUUAGAGUAUUUGGAUGAGUCGGAGGCUAACAUGGUUGAUGAACGCUAUGCUAGAUGGAAAGUUCAUGUCAAUAUGGAGGACUUGCUUACAAAGAUGCCGCUUGUAACAGAUGAUGGGUUGACAUUAGGGUCUAAGACAACUACUGCGUUUCUGGUUGAUGGUAGAUCUGCGAGGCUAAUCCAUGUUUAUAAGUCAACUGAUUCUUCUGGGGGUGAUAACAAUGGUACUAAUGCUAUGUUGAAGCCCACUGGUGCCGAAAAUGUUGCUGAGCUACCUCUUCUUAUCACCAGGACAGAUUCCAAACUAGAGCAUUUCGACAAAACUACUGGAAAGCUUUCAUGGAAUGUUACGGUUUCUCACUUUAGAGCUGAUUUGCUAUGUCAUCCUACUUUCAAUUCAGGCGAUGAGCUCGGCCCUGAAAUUCUUACUGGGAUUUACAUGCCAUUGCAAUGUGGAUCACAAACUGAUGUCCGUCCCCUGAUUAAGUCAGAACUUUUCGUCAGGGUUCGUGUUGAUCAACAUAUGAAUAUGUUAACUACUCUGCAGCCUGACGGUGUUUACAAAGCCAAAAAGCUUCCCUCACAACAAUCCAGAGCUGACAAGCAGUCAAAAUCUCAGCGAUAUGCUGACAGCAGAGCAAGCAUUUCUCUGCCAGCUUCAAGAACAAAGGACUCCAGGAGGUUACAGGAGCAGGAUGUGAAAAAUUUGGAAACAAGUCCUAGAAACGUCAUUGGUAAACUUUUCAGAUGGUUAGCAAUACUAGUAUCUUGUGGUGGCAUUGUGUUUCUUCUUCGCUCUGCUAUUGAAAUAUUUGUUUCCAGACAAAAGAGGGCUACCGAUGGCUCUUACGCAAAAGUUGUGCCCUCCAAGAAGAAGAAGAACAGAAAAUCAGGAAAGAGUAGUCUUGUAAAUGAGCAGGAAGACGGGCCAUUUGUUGCUAACUACCAGGAUCGGUUUGAGCUAAUUGAAGGAGGUGACCAAAUGUUAUUAGGCUUUAAUAAUCUUCCGAGUGGUGCAGCUGAUGGGCGAAGGAUUGGCAAGUUGUUUGUAUCGAAUAAAGAAAUUGCCAAGGGAAGUAAUGGCACUGUGGUGUUCGAGGGUAUCUAUGAAGGUCGCGUAGUAGCUGUGAAGCGCCUUGUUCGAUCUCAUCAUGAGGUUGCUUUUAAGGAGAUUCAGAACCUAAUUGCCUCCGACCAACACCCAAACAUCAUUCGGUGGCAUGGUGUGGAGUAUGACCAAGAUUUUGUCUACCUUUCUCUAGAGCGUUGUGCUUGCAGUCUAGAUGAUCUGAUCAAAGCCUAUUCAGAAUUCUCCAUGACGAAAGCUUCUGGAAACGGCCAAUCCGCAGGAGAUAUAGCAAUAUCUGAGUAUAAGAUCCAACUGGAUUCAUUGGAGGGACUUAUUCAAGGGCAUGAUUUCUGGAAAGUGAGCGGCCACCCAUCACCUCUCAUGCUAAAAUUAAUGAGGGAUAUAGUUUCCGGGCUUGCCCACUUACAUGAAUUGGGAAUCAUUCAUCGAGAUUUAAAACCACAGAAUGUGUUAAUAAUUAAAGGGAAGACUUGGAGUGCAAAGCUUUCUGAUAUGGGCAUUAGCAAGCGUUUACCUGGGGAUAUGUCAUCUUUGGGUCAACUUGCCACUGGGUCUGGGAGUUCAGGUUGGCAAGCACCAGAGCAGCUUCUCCAGACCCGUCAAACGCGUGCUGUGGACACAUUUAGCUUAGGCUGUGUCCUGUUUUUCUGUAUAACCGGCGGUAAGCAUCCGUUUGGCGAAAAUCUGGAACGAGAUGUGAACAUUGUGAAGAACAGAGUUGACCUCUUCCUAGUGGAUCAUGUCCCAGAAGCUUUGGACCUCAUCUCCCGUUUGUUGAACCCAGACCCUGAACUACGGCCGAACUCAAACGACGUCCUGCUUCAUCCUUUGUUCUGGAACUCCGAGAUGAGACUGUCUUUCCUUCGGGAUGCCAGUGACAGAGUAGAGCUGGAAAACCGAGAGGUGGAUUCCGAAAUUUUAAAAGCAUUGGAAAAUACUGCUCCAGUGGCUCUAGGCGGAAAAUGGGACGAAAAAUUAGAACCCGUCUUCAUCGACAACAUCGGCCGCUACAGGCGUUACAAGUACGACAGCAUUCGUGACUUGCUCCGAGUCAUCAGGAACAAACUCAACCAUUACCGAGAACUUCCCCAAGAAAUCCAGGAGCUUGUCGGAAAAGUCCCAGAAGGAUUCAACGAGUACUUCGCUGUUCGGUUCCCAAAACUGCUCAUCGAAGUGUACGGAGUCAUGUACGGAUAUUGCAAGGAAGAAGAAGUAUUCAGGAAGUAUUUCAAACGCAACAUCAUCUGAUCCGAUGACCGUUGCUUCCCGCCCUCUGUCUGUUUAUCGUUAUCUGUAAUAAUGUUAACUGUGACUGUAACUUAGAUUUGCAUGUGUAAAUAUGUCAUAGAGGCUUCAACUGAUUUGUCUGUAUAAUCCACGAACACGAGUAUUGUGUUUGCCUGUCCCCUCCCAGGGAACAUAACUCACUCAAGGCUUUUGAAUGCGUUCAGAAACCCACCCAUUAGCAAUA